This is a messenger RNA of Solenopsis invicta (red fire ant), 1257 nucleotides long. RefSeq names its product ubiquitin-conjugating enzyme E2 S. The record is from RefSeq and is a predicted model, not a curated record. Lineage: Eukaryota; Metazoa; Arthropoda; Insecta; Hymenoptera; Formicidae. The transcript has 5 exons. The coding region runs from base 249 to 887 and encodes 212 amino acids.
GUGGUGGUAGGUGGUAGCGAUGACACGGAGGGAAAGAAGAGGAAGGAUCGACUUUUGGCUUCGAGAGUACGACACGAACCUGGCACGCGAUUGGCUGUCAGUUCAAAAUGUUGGUUAUUGCAGGCGAUGCCGUGCUGAUGUUGUGACGUUAAGCGUUUUCCUACGCCGUGCGCCGGGAAGCUGGAAAAAUCGCGUAGCUGCGCCGCGAGGCCUGGCCUGGAGAUCGCGCCUCGAGUUUUCGGCGAAUUAUGGCUGCUGCCGCCGUGAGCUCGAAUGUGGAAAAUCUGUCGCCGCAGAUCAUCCGCCGGGUGGCCAAAGAGAUGGCAGAGCUGAUCGCACAAACACCCGAGGGUAUUCGUGUCAUUUUGAACGAGGCCGACGUCACCGAUAUACAGGCCGUUAUCGAGGGCCCAGCGGGGACUCCAUAUGCCGGUGGUUACUUUAGAGUGAAAUUAGUUCUUGGAAAAGACUUUCCACAAGGACCACCAAAAGCUUACUUCCUCACAAAGAUUUUUCACCCUAAUGUAGCGAAAAAUGGCGAAAUAUGUGUUAAUACUUUAAAGAAAGAUUGGAAACCGGAUCUUGGAAUACAACAUAUCUUAUUGACUGUAAAAUGUCUGCUGAUAGUGCCAAAUCCGGAAUCCGCUUUAAACGAGGAAGCUGGCAAAUUGCUUUUAGAAAGUCACGACGAGUAUGCGGAGCGAGCGAAAAUGAUCACAGAGAUACACGCACAGGGAGGUGGGAAAGGUAGCAAAGCUGGUCUGGAGAGUUGCGCUUCUUCGGAAACUGGAGGACCUCUUCCAAAGAAGCAUGCAAGUGACAAGAAGCUAACAGCAGAAAAGAAAAAAAUGUUAAAAGAUAAGAAGAGAACGCUGAAGAGAUUAUAAGGAAAAUUAAUAUUAUUUAUCUGUCUUUUGUAAUUUAAAAUACUGGUAUGAUAAUGUUGCCUCGUAUUGUAUACAAUUAUUAUUGCAUAGUAAAAUUUUAUUAUCUAAACUUGACUGAUCUUAUUAUUAAGUAUGUAGAGAAUUUAAUAUGUCUAGUUACGCAAAAAUAAGAAAAAAAAAAUAAAGAUGGAAAAUUGGAUCUAUCUUGCGUGGAAGAUUAGUACAAUUCUGUAGUGAUCUGUACAAUCAUAGGCUGAAUUCUAGAAAUCUUAAUCUCUAUACUGUCUAUUAGCAAAUAUUUUUACAUAUGUACAGAAUGAUACGAUGUGAUUACUUAAGUAAAAUAAAGAAAAUGUCUUCUAUGUGCAAA